AUGACUGAUUAUAAACAUCCUUAUGAAAGGAUGAAAGUGGUUACAGCCUGUGACAUGGCAGGUGCAGCCAUGUAUGAGCUGGUGAGAGUGGGCCACAGUGAGCUGGUUGGAGAGAUUAUCCGAUUGGAGGGUGACAUGGCUACUAUCCAGGUGUAUGAAGAGACUUCUGGUGUAUCUGUUGGAGAUCCUGUACUCCGCACUGGUAAACCCCUCUCAGUAGAGCUCGGGCCUGGCAUUAUGGGCGCCAUUUUUGAUGGUAUUCAGAGACCUUUGUCAGAUAUCAGCAGUCAGACUCAAAGUAUCUACAUUCCCAGAGGAGUAAAUGUGUCCGCUCUUAGCAGAGAUGUCAAAUGGGAUUUUACACCUUGCAAAAACCUACGGGUUGGUAGUCACAUCACUGGUGGAGAUAUUUAUGGAAUUGUCAAUGAGAACUCACUCAUCAAACACAAAAUCAUGUUACCCCCACGAAACAGAGGAACUGUAACUUACAUUGCUCCACCUGGAAAUUAUGAUACCUCAGAUGUUGUCUUGGAGCUUGAAUUUGAAGGUAUAAAGGAAAAGUUUAGCAUGGUCCAGGUAUGGCCUGUACGUCAAGUUCGGCCUGUCACUGAGAAGCUGCCGGCUAAUCAUCCCUUGUUGACUGGCCAGAGGGUCCUUGAUGCCCUUUUUCCAUGUGUACAGGGAGGAACUACUGCAAUCCCGGGGGCUUUUGGCUGUGGAAAGACAGUGAUAUCACAGUCUCUAUCCAAGUAUUCCAACAGUGAUGUGAUCAUCUAUGUAGGAUGUGGUGAACGAGGAAAUGAGAUGUCCGAAGUCCUCCGGGACUUCCCAGAGCUCACGAUGGAAGUUGAUGGUAAGGUGGAAUCAAUUAUGAAGAGGACAGCCUUGGUAGCCAAUACCUCCAAUAUGCCUGUUGCUGCUAGAGAAGCUUCUAUUUAUACUGGAAUUACACUGUCAGAAUAUUUCCGUGACAUGGGUUAUCAUGUCAGUAUGAUGGCUGACUCUACCUCUAGAUGGGCAGAGGCUCUUAGAGAAAUCUCUGGCCGCUUAGCUGAAAUGCCUGCAGAUAGUGGAUAUCCUGCAUAUCUUGGUGCCCGUCUGGCCUCUUUCUAUGAGCGAGCAGGCCGGGUGAAAUGUCUUGGAAAUCCUGAAAGAGAAGGAAGUGUCAGCAUUGUAGGAGCGUAAGCACCUCAACUGUUCACUUUUCAAAAGAAAAAUUAAAAGUCAUUUAUUUUAUUUUA
This is a messenger RNA of Leptonychotes weddellii (Weddell seal), 1241 nucleotides long. NCBI's taxonomy places the organism in Eukaryota, Metazoa, Chordata, Mammalia, Carnivora, Phocidae. The record is from RefSeq and is a predicted model, not a curated record.